This is a messenger RNA of Diuraphis noxia (Russian wheat aphid), 2064 nucleotides long. Its product is annotated as post-GPI attachment to proteins factor 2-like. The record is from RefSeq and is a predicted model, not a curated record. Gene Ontology annotation, biological process: GPI anchor biosynthetic process. Gene Ontology annotation, cellular component: endoplasmic reticulum membrane; Golgi membrane. NCBI's taxonomy places the organism in Eukaryota, Metazoa, Arthropoda, Insecta, Hemiptera, Aphididae.
GCGGUCGGCGUGCGCGCGCGCUUUAACUUUUCGCACCGUUGUUUCCGUUGCUCUAGCGCGCGCGCGCGCUCGUUCACGUUCACCGACGAUUCGCUCCGUCACCGUCUCUCUCACACACUCUGUCGCACGUCGAGUGUGCGCACGCACACGCUGCCGACCGACUUGAUAAAACAUUAUAACACAUAAAUCGAUGGCACGCGAUAAAACGCGCAAAAGUCUUCCGCUUUUGACCCGAUCGCCGCAACCGUAGCGAUCGCUGGGUCGCACAGUCACCGCCGUUACGUGGCCGGCAAUUCCACCGUCGUCGUCAUUGGACGUCACGAUAGUUUGUUKUUGUUGUUGUUAUUAUUAUAWUAUACUAAACGACUGUUGGCACCGUCGCUGUGGCAGACGUCAUGACGGCGACGGCAACUCGAUGACCACGUCGCGACUCGUCGGUGGAUGACACCGGCUGAGGCAGGCACGCCGUUUGAUACCAGACAGCCGGACAUUGAAAAAGCAACGCGUUCUUGUUUGUCCGACUCCGUCGUCGUUAUUACCGUCCUUGUCAUCGCCGCUGUUCGUUCUGUGCGUGUGGCGUGUGUUUCAGCCGACAGGUGUUGUGCUCGUCGUCGCUCUACCGCGGGCCCACAGUUCUGCGCAUAUAGCUGGUGGUGUGUACACACGGUUCGCCGCGCGACAUGACUGCAAAGGAUGCCGUCGUCAAGUCCGCCGACGAAUCCGAAGACAAUCCGCUUGAGAACAUGUUGUUGUUCUUCAACCUGAGCAUACGCAAACUGGCGUUCGUCGGCGUGUCGUUGCCGCUCAUCACACUGCUGACGUGCCUGGCAACCGCGUACGUCUUCCAGUACGACGACGUGCACGAAACGCAUUGUCGAGUAUAUAAUGUGAUACCGUCGAUUAGUGCCAUCACUGGUGUGACACCCCAGACUUACAUGUGGCGGAUAGCUGUCGCUUUUCAUGUUGGACCGCGUAUGGUAAUCGCCCAGGUGUACUACAACUAUUUCAUCAAUCAGGUGUCUAAAGCCGCUGACAAGUCAACCUGUUACAUACUCAUCAACCUCUGCUACUGGCUCAAUCUUAUUGAAAUAGCUGCCAUCUGUGGUGUAACCUACAUAUCUAACAGAGAAAACUAUCCCGUGCACGAGAAGAUCUUCAUUUUGUUCAUGCUCAGCUCGUUAUUGUACAUGAUCGUCAUGAUUAAGACAUUCAACAAAGUGCACAAAACGAUGACAGAUCGUCAGCGUCUGUCGUAUACCAUCAAGAAAAUACUUUUCACUGUUUGUAUCACUUCGACGUUCACAUUGAUAAUUUACUUUAUCAAACAUCGGUUCUACUGCCACGACUUAGCAUUCACCUGGUUUGCACUCAGCGAGUACGUCCUGGCAGUAUCAAAUAUGGCUUUCCACUUUACUAUUACACUGGACUUCCCUCAUGAACAGUUGAUAGUUGCUAAAAACUUUCCAACAUUAAAAAUGGACUGAAGUGUUCUCUAUACUGAAUUGAAGACUUAUGACUCAAACAUCUUACUUCCAUACACUUUCUAACUAAUUUACUUUUAAGUAUAAUAUAUUAUUAAGUACACAUAAAUAUAUAUAUACACACACAAACACAUUUGACAGCUCUUAGGUAAAUGCUCAUGCAAUAUGUGUUUAGUUUGGAAACUAUAUUGUUUUAUAUUUUUGUUGAAUUUUAUUUUAAACAGUUUUCAAAUUGAAUUUUAACUUCAUAUAUGAUUGAAAUUUUACUUUAUUUAAUGUUAAGUUCAAAAUAUAUAUUUAUUUUGCAUACACAUAUAACUAUGUAUGCGUGUAUGAUUUAGUUUCCAAUACAAACACGCACAAUUACUAAAGUUUCGAAUAGUUGUGUGAUUUUGCUGCCAAGGAUAAUAUGUGUGUUUAAAUUUGUUUACAGUAUAAUCUAUAAUUUUAUAACAAACAAAUUUAGGUCACAUAUCAUUAUUUGGUAAGGUUUUUACCUUAACCAACUGAGCAAUUAGUUAUUAUACUUGUAAUAUAAUAUGUGUUACUACAAUACAUUAUCUGGGUGCAAAAAAAAAAAAAA